GAUAACGCCAUUGACGUGUUAUGGAAGUCGGAGAGAAGGUUACCAGCUCGGUUAACGACGAUGAAUCUCCUAGCAUACCAGAAGUUAAAUACGAAUACUUGGAUCACACUGCAGAUAUUCAAUUGCAUACUUGGGGAGAUAACUUGAAGGAAUCGUUUGAGCAGGUUGCUAUAGCAAUGUUUAAUUACAUGACAACUGACUAUGACACUGUGAAAAUGUCGGAAGUACACAAAAUCAAAGCAGAAGGUUCAGAUAUGAAGUCCCUGUUGUACAACUACCUUGACGAGUUCCUCUACCUGUUCUCAGCAGAGCCAUAUAUCAUUCCACGGGUUAUACGAAUAACAGAGUUUGACAUUGAACAUUUUAAAAUUAAAGCUAUUGGAUACGGAGAGCCUUUUGAUAGAGAAAAGCAUCCACCAGGAACAGAAGUGAAAGCCAUCACUUAUUCUAAUAUGCAGAUACAUGAUAACAGACCAAGUAAUGACGUGUUUGUGAUACUUGACAUAUAACUUAGUUCAGCAAGAAACGUGUACCGUUUCCUAUAAGCCGUCCAUGACAAUUUGGUGAAACCGUGUGAAGCUUCAUUCAAGUCAUUAAGGUAAAUAUUUUGCUGCACUUCCUUCAACAUAACUUCCAUAUGAAUGUGCAGUAGAACUGUAGGACAUCACUGGAAAGUGAAUCAUGGUUUUGUAAAAGAUGGUCUUGUCGAAGCUCAUUCCUGUGUGAUAAAUAGCGAAUCUUUGCAGUUUCCUGCUCUGAAAAAUCGAAGAAAUCCGGAAAUAUUGCUAAGAUAACCUGCAGCCAUGAAAGCAGUAUCUUGGAGAUGACGACGAAUGAAGGGAGGAAAUUCUGUGUGUAAUUUACAACUUUGUUUUAAAAUGUUUUUUAUUAACAAGGCUCAAAAUUCAUUUGGUGAAUUGGGAAGCAAUCUUUGCACAUAAAAUUUUAACUUGAAAGCAAGUGUUAGAAAUUUAGAUGCACUUCUAGAAAAUAGAAUGGAAAUGAACAAAUUAUGAUGUGACUUUAUUUUCAACACCAAUGCCGAAAUCUUGAGGAAAAUGCAGAUAAAAGCUUAUGGUUUAUAUUAUCAUUCCUUAGAAUGAGGAAUUCUGGAUAUAUCUGGAAUGCUGUCAAAAGAAUGUGGAAAGCAAAUGCUGCUUGUUAAACUUAUUAUCAGAAAAACACAUCUAUAGUGCAUUUUGAGCAGCAGAUGCUUCCUACCUUCUGUAAAAUUUUGAGCUUUGAUAGUACUUGUAAAUUUAUGUAUUGUGGCCAGCAUUAGCAUUUGCGACCUGCUGUUAGCCAAGGUUUUAAGCUCUAGAGUGUUAAGUUAACAGAUUUGAAUUGAACUGAAAGUAGUAAUUAUAUUUCAGGGUUCAUACUAGAAAAAAAUAUGGUUUUAGCUAAUUUUGAGAUAUGUUGAGUAUUUCCUUGAAAAUGAUUUAAAAGGUUAAUUUAAAGAAAAAUGUAUUUGGCAAAGACUAAAUGUUGUACCCAUUUAGUAUUAAAAUUAGCAAUUUGCUUAUUUUGGUAAUGGUGAGCCCCGUAUUUUAUGAUUUUUAUUUUUAAAAAACAACCCCACAAAAUACCAACUGAUUAGAAAAUUAGCAUGCAGACAUACUCUUUCAGUCUGCUCACAUCCAUUCAAAGUACAGGUCUAUCUAUUCUAGUCGUAAAUUCCAGUGUUAGUCAGAAAGCCAGACUGGUGUAUUUUUUUAUCUUUUUUAUACAUAUACCUCACCUCAGGCUCUUGAACGGUGUGCAUUUCCCCUUUACUGCUGAGAAUGAUUUCUUUAUCAACACACUUUCCAUGAGAACAAUUUUUUUUUAAUGGACUUCAUAUACAUGGUAUCUUUUCCAUGUGUUAUUUGCUCAAGUACAUUCAGCAUGCAGGAAUAGGAUCGGAAGCUGCUCCUCCUGACACAAUAAAUGGAAGAUUCCUGCCCUUUUAUUGGCUGUUGGGAUAUUCCGACCAGCCCUCAGUUAGAGGGGGAAAUGCACUCAGUCUGAGAGGUCAGAUUAAAUAUUCAUGAAAAGAAAACUCAAAAGUUGUUUUUUUAAACAUAUUUAUUAUUUAAUGGUCUAUUUCGGGUGUGGGGAUUUAUGCCAUUUGGUUUACCUCCCUUGGUAUUAUUAUCUCCCUUAAGAUUGUUUACCCCUAAAAUUGAAUGUGUACCUUUUUUUUGCCUUCUGUUUUUCUCUUUUUUUUCUUCUAAUUUUAUUUUUUUGUGAUUUUUUUUGUUUUCUUAGUGUUGAAAAUUGCCAUGGUUUCUGCCAGAGGGUAAAAUGGG
Molecule: messenger RNA, 2291 nt
Organism: Gigantopelta aegis
Lineage: Eukaryota; Metazoa; Mollusca; Gastropoda; Neomphalida; Peltospiridae
Product: protein archease-like
Exons: 9
Coding region: 21-509 (162 amino acids)
Biological process (GO): tRNA splicing, via endonucleolytic cleavage and ligation
Cellular component (GO): tRNA-splicing ligase complex
Source: RefSeq, a predicted model, not a curated record